Fasciola hepatica (liver fluke) is the source of this 5298-nucleotide messenger RNA. The record is from the annotation of a GenBank genome assembly. NCBI's taxonomy places the organism in Eukaryota, Metazoa, Platyhelminthes, Trematoda, Plagiorchiida, Fasciolidae.
AUGUUCAGAUCAACCAUAAUCUUACUACAGUUCAUUUGGACUUUCGGGAAGACUGUCGUGAUAGAGAACCCCCAAAGUGCUUUUGGACUGGAGAAUCAAAAAAUCGUUCUCCGCUGUCACGUGCAUGGAAGUGGAAACGUUUCAUUCCGAUGGCUCAGGGGCAAAUCUGUUAUACAGACAAAUCCUCCUGAAAGAAAAAUUACUGUGGCGAAUCAAACUGAUGGUUCUGUUAUAUCGUCUCUUACGAUACACCUCACAAGAAAUAAUGAGGGCGAGUAUUACUGCAACGCUACAGAUAACGAUGAAUGGAUUCAGUCACAAAAGGCAGAGGUACGAAUCGCCUUCUUGGAAGAACAGUUCAUAUUAGAGCCUCAAGAAAAAACUGUGAGUGUAGGAGAAACGGUGUUACUUGAGUGCAGGCCUCCAAAAGGUCUGCCAAAACCAUCUGUGAAAUGGAUCAAAGACAAUACCACUGUUGAUGUAGACGAACGGACGCAAAUUUUAGAAAAUGGGAACUUGCGGAUCGAUAGGAUAAUUUGGAAGGAUAGCGGUGCUUAUGCAUGCGUUGCAGAGUCUUUCGCAUUCCAUCGUCAAAGUUCCAGUGCAAACCUAGUUGUCCGACAGCGUCCCUAUUUUGUUUCAUCUCCAAUCAGUCAGUCGGUCCCCAUCCAUAGCUCGUUUGAGCUUGGUUGCAGUGCCGCUGGGGAACCUUUACCGGUGAUUGUGUGGCGUCGGGACCCGCCAUUUCUGGAAAUCCCAUUCGAACGAACCAGAUUGUUACCACGUGGGACGUUGCAGUUUAAUCGUGUGCAGCUGGAGGAUGCUGGGGACUACGUUUGCCGGGCCAUUAGCUCCGCUGGGAUUAUUGAAGCCAUUGCUCAAGUUAACGUUGUUUCUCCUCCUGGACUUGUGAAAACACCGCCGCAUACUGUUUUUACUCUUGAAGGUGUUCGUGUGGAACUCCCAUGCAAAGCUCUAGGUUCUCCAACUCCCGAUAUACGCUGGAUGCGACAUAACCCCGAGACUUAUCUAGUGGCAGAUGCUGGAAAUUCGGUCGAUCGUGUUGUUAUGACGCCCUCUGGUACUCUAUUGAUAUAUGCUACCAGGCUCGACGACUCAUCGACUUAUGAAUGUCGUGCAUCCUCUCCUGCUGGUUUGACGCGUAGUGUGACUGUACUCACUGUUCAACCAAACCCUAACCUUGAGCCCGCUAGAAUCGGUGCAUUUUCCGCAGGUCGCAUGUUCUUGCCACUUGCAACACAACAUAAGACUGUCAGAAUCAUUUGCGAAUUUCCGAGUGUAUCUUUCGAAAAAGAUCACUCUCGCAUUAAGCACGGACAACCUGCUUCCAUUCGCAAUGACAAAGCCUCCAUAUUGUGGCUGGUAAAUGGCAAGUCGUUAAGAAAUCACUUCCCAAAUCCGAACAAAACCCACAUUGAACAUGAUGGUUCUCUUCUUAUCAAUCAUUUUGAUUUGUCGGAUAAAGGUAAUUACACAUGCACCGUGUUCAAUCACGUCAGUCGGAGAUAUUCAACCUGGAACUUCGAAUUAUUGGUCAGUGUAAACGCUAAAGAUUCAGAAGUUAAACCGUUACAUUCGACAUCUUUACCAAAUCCCCCUUCGUCGCUUGUCGUUACAGGUAUUGGUGACACCUGGAUGAGUUUUCGAUGGACCGAUGACGCCAAAGAUUACCCCGGUGUUCCUAUUUAUAGAUUGUAUUACCUUCCCAUUAUAUCUGGCCAAUUCUCUGGUUCUAAUAGAAAGCACGAUCCCCUAGAUGAAGCCACCACCACUGGGCAAGAAAGGAUAUCACCUAAGCUUGAUGUAUGGAUGCACACACCCGAUAUUGUUCGUAACACGCAGACAAGAAUAUCUAGUCUUCUGCCCAAUACUGGGUACUGGAUUGAAGUAAGAAAGACGAACGACGCAGGCACGAGCUCGGGUUUCAUUUAUCCAAAAAUUGUAUAUACUCUCAGAAAACCCAAUACAGCUAUGUUUCUUGAUGGUAUCAGUAAUAAUGGUUCCGGGUUCGAGCAAAGAACAGAUCGCACACAUUCUCUAGUCAACAGCAACACCGCAGUAGAUUAUCAAGAAAUGUCGACCAAUUUCCAGUCAAUAAGCUUUUCUGAUAUUAAAGUGCGUAGUCUAACAACUACCGAAAUUUUAACAAGCUGGACAACGCGUUCAACCGGUAACAUAUUGAAUCAAAUCGACGGGUUCCGUAUGAAUAUCAAACCAGUCCCAAUGACGAGAUGUCUGGUCACUGCUACAUCUGGAUCGCUGGACCAGUUAUCUUCCUUUCCCUAUCAGGAUCGUGCCAAAGCCCCACUGGAGUUAGACGACACUGUUUCACAUUCGGAAUCUUAUAUGUCCCCAGUGCACUGUAGUCUAUCUUCCGAUGCACUGAUUCAGCAGAUAAUACGCAUGUCUAACACAGUUGCAAACUACCCGGUGAGCAUUUACGAAACUUCUCUCCGUCAUCCAGAGUCUCAGACAGUUAUUGUGGGUCGGUCAAUUUCUUCUGUCAAUCCAACAACAAAAGCCGUUGGGGGUGGUCUUCAUCCUUUCACAUGCUAUGAGGUUGAUGUUGAAGCUUUCCGAGACGAUAUCGUUUACGGACGCAUGUGGAGCAGAACAAGUCGUUCUACUCUGGCAUUGACUCUAGAUUCCUCCCCGAGCUACUCACCACAUCUAGUCAAUGCCCACUGGUUGUUUGAUGUCGUUGGAGUUGGAAACGAAUCCAUUACUGAGCGUUCCGGAGCAAAGUUGAAUGUUGUGCGUCUUGCUUGGAGGCCGUUGGAGCUCCGUAUGGCACACGGUGCUCUUAUUGGAUACGUGAUUCACUUCCUGGCAAAUGAUACUCAACAGAGCCGAACAAUACACGUCCCAGCUGACGCCGUUACGCGUGACAUAUUUGGAUUAAGUCCCCAUGUGGAAUAUACAAUCUAUCUCGCGGGUGUUACUUGCCGAGGUGAGGGUGUUCGCGGUGCUGGAUUUCGCUUGCCUCCGGCUAUCUCUCUUUGGCGUAAAACACACGGGUCAGAAUUUUCAGAACUUGGUGUUAUCACGGAUUCUAGUUUAUAUUUCCCUCCUUGGGCUUAUGGAAUUAUCGCUGGAAUUGUGUUGUUUUGGAUUGCGAUUGGCUUACUGGCUCCGCUGCUGGGACGUCGCUCCACCGUCAAACAUAAUAUUGUUACUUCCUUUAAAACCCGCAACAUAACUGGUAGUCCUGACCACCGAGGGCUGUUGUCUAGAUUUUCCUUCCCUUCAUGUCAUUGGUGCGCUUGGAGUGAGUCUAUAAGACCAAAUCGGACAAUUGAAACAAAAACCCAGUCCUCUGUAGACGAUACAGUUGACCGGGGACCUGAAGUGGAACCUACUUAUACGUUAUCACCUGCGUUGUCCGAGAACCAUGUAGAGAUGACCACACUUUUACAGCGUGCAGUAGAUGUGCGAACGUUAUCCAACUCAUCGGAACGCACAUCCAGCGAAUGUCAUAGUAGACAGUCUGAUCUGAGACGUGCGGUUCUAUCCAGCGGAAGCCAUAGCCAAUCGAUCCCGAAACUUUCCAUUGGUUCCUCGAAGCAGGAUUUUGAUUCAUCCAAUAUGCUCCCGGCAGACAAUGCCGAGGUAUAUGCAAACAGUGAUCCAUCGGUUGUGUCUCAUCCACACAGUCCAUCUCCAACGAAUUUUGCGUCUACACUGUACUCUCAGAAUAAUCAGGGCAUCGGAUCUCUGAAUCAACCGUUCACAAAACCACAACUUCCAGACUCCAUCAAUAUUCCAUUUCCUUUGCCACCGAAUUAUCAAACAAACGGUGUAAACACGGUGGCUGAUGAACCUUGUGACACGAUCAUCAACCGCCAUCCGAUUUGUGACUAUAUUGGCUCAACCUAUUCUCACGGAACCCAGGCCUAUCCAAAUGUUCAAGACAAUUCGCAUGAUGAUGCAGUUCCUCCGUACGCCAGCUGCACGGUUCUUCCAGUUUCGGAACAGUCGUUCUCCGGUUCCUUUGUCCAUCCACUGCCCGGGUCCACAUUACGUCAGGGUAGCUUUUUUGUCCCUGACGCAUUCCAAGCUCACUGUCCGGUUGGUGCUGUUGGCAUGUCACAGAGCAUUGGAGGUUCCAGUGGCUUAAUGCAAGAAGAAUCUGUCUUCGUGGAUCCUCGUACUGAUCGUCAUCCUGCGACCCAUCGAUGGCCUAUGCAUUCUAGAGCCCAACUGGCUACCGUCACUAGUAGUUACAUGGGCGUUCCGAAUUCGAUUCAUCCCAUCCCACCGCCACCGGAAUACCCGCCCCCACCGCUGCCAACUAGACUGAGCGAUUGGAUGGUGCCCAACGAUCAGCAACAGUCUUCGAUUCCUCAAACCGCCAACGGCUAUCCAAGCCCUCGCACUCUUAAUCGAGAGGAUCAAACGAUGUUAUAUCCCUACCGGAUGAACGGGGAACAGAUGGAACCGAGUUCUGCAUCGCCAUAUUACGCAUCAGGCGGAAUCUAUGCGCAAACUGAGACGAAUGUUUCAUUAUCACCAUGCAAUCAAUCCAACGAUACUUCGCGCCCUUCGGUUAACACUCCACCAAAUAACUAUCCUCGUGCUGUAGAAUCUAAUUGUGGAACUCUGGGAUUGAUGAGACAUAAUUACCAAAUGAGUUCUUACGGAUUUGCUCCAACUGGCUCUGAACAAUCACAACAACCAUUUAAUCACCGUUCAUAUCGAUCCCAUUCGUCUGGACUGAGAAGCGGCGAAGGCAGUAGCGGUGAUCGAUCUACCACCAGUGGUCUGGGCAGUGGAAGUACUAAAUUCGCCAAUGGUUUCGGUCGCUUGCCAGAUUCGUCCGCUUCUGGUGUUCCCCCCGUGAGUGGUUCCACUUCGGGAAGUGAUUCAUCGUCCGGUUCCGGCGCGCGCGUCGGCCCUAACCGACAACAAACCACGACCAUGGUGGUCAAUUCGGCAAGCUUAUCUGCGGGUGUGAAAAAACGACAGCUGCUUCCGGCUAGUACAUCUCCCCCGCGGUCACAGCUCGCCAUAAUCUCCACAAGUGGAUCACACCACCAAAUCCCAAGCAGUCGUGGUCAUCCAUCCAUUACGGAGUGUGAGUUGAAAUCCUCCAUUUCAUCCAGUUGCGCCAGUCAACCACUUCCGCAUCAAGUCCCCUCGCAUUCGACCGGAUCCGCCUACCCUUAUUUCCCGAUUCGGACAAUCGAGAACGAGCCGUUGGUUAUGUGUAAUCCAGGCGUCAUCGGUCCGCAAGGAUCUACCAUUGGUGCUGGUAUUUCGUUCGGUCGAACAGAUUAG